AUGUCCUUCACCAACACACCUCUUGGACAACAGCGGCGAGUUGACCGCAACACCUUUCUCAACGGACCUAAAAAACAACAACUAAAAUCUUCUAAGCUUGCUGGAGAGUCGGAGCAGCCUGAAACACAGCCCUCCCCGCCUCGCAGAGCAGCCUCGACCCAUACUAUCCCGGUCUCGUAUUCUUACGGUGCCCCAGAGCUCGCACGAUCCGGGUCCGGUUCACCUCCCAAGGCGUCUUCCUCGACUGGCAACCGGCCAUCUUCCCCCACUCGAUCCGCCACCACGUCUCAACGCGCCCCUACCGAAGAGCCAGGCUCUUCUGAGCCUGCCAACGUUCGUUACGCCCGCCUUAAACAGCGUAACCAAUCGUUGGGUCCUACCGCUUCCACCUCGUCUGUUACAUCUUCCCCUGGAGUCGUCUUCCGUGACACGAGCGUAAACGUUGCCAAUGCCUUUACGCAGGCGGCGUUUUCCAAGCUUGGAGGGACCUUGCCAAAGCCCAGGUUGACCCAGAGCUGGUCCAGUGGUAACCGACUCACUACCCAGGCGUCUACUACAUUUGGCCGUGCGCCAUCGGUACUUCGCGAGGAGGAUGAAUCUGGAAUUGGUGCAAACGAUUCGGGCGAGGUGGACAUCAAUGGGGACCCUAUCAACCGCGCCGAUCGGGCCAAGACCCCGUUGUACGAUGCACUUGGUGCUGCCGGGUCCUUUUUGAUCAACCAAGCCAGGCGUGCUACGUCCCGCCAGCCCGAGGAUUCAGCUUCGACUACCAACAUCCAGCAGUCUCUCUCUAGCGUGGAUCGUACCAGUGAUUAUGAAGAUGCUGAGGCUCUCUACCAGCGUGCAAAAGCCGGUCUUACCAUCCCUGAGCCUGGGCCCGACACGAGUAAAUCCUCCACUACGUCCAAGAAGAAACCGAGAAAGAGCAGGGACAACGCGCUCUAUAAGCCCUCAGAAUCGGAGGAGGAAGAGUCGGACGGAUUUGACUCGGAUGAGGGCAAGCGGAAGAAAAAGCCCAAACAUGUCAAGGGAAUGUCGCUGCCUAUUAUUGGGCCCUCCAGAAGUAAUCGCUCUAGAAAGCUUCGCAGACAAUCUUCACGACCGAGCGCAAGUAUGCUGGGCGACGGCGACUUGCAUAGCGUUAGCAAUCUUAUGCAGGUCGAUGAAGAGCCAUCUAUUCUGCCUCCGUCUCGUGGGAGGUCCGAGAGUCGAAGCCGUAGCCGUAGUCGUAGUCGCAGCCGGAGUCACACUCCUCGAUCUCAAAGCGUGGGUGGUCAUACUACCGACUCGAUGGCUGAAGAGCAAGCACUGGAGGAUGCGUUGGUUGAUGACGACUCGAACGCCUACACCGAUCCUGAAGUUGCCCAACAGUCUCGCGAAAUCGCUGGCUCUCAACAAAUACCACGUGCCUCGUUGCAAUCCUCGUUCUCGUACUCGCCCAAGCGGAAUAGCAAAGGCCUGGGAGUGGGAGCUGCACUUGGGACCUUUGUGCGCUCAGUCAUGCGUGCACUGGUUUCACUGAAAAAAUUGAACCAUGAUAUGAAAGUGGUGCUUAGUAUUCUCGUUGUACUCUCUGCUCUUUACAUGGGUAUAUUCAGAUCCUCGAGACCGGUCAAACCCUCUCAACCCACUCACUAUGAGCACACACCUAUCCCCCAAUUCGACAUGCCUCCUGGGUCCCUGGAAGAGCUCAUCAAAAGGCUGGCAAUACUCGAACAGGCACAACGCUCAACAGACACCGCCAUUGGAGAUAUGUCCUCGCGAGUAGGAAGCGUGGAGGGCUACGUUGGAAACGUCGAUGCCAGGGUCGGACAGGUUGACACGCGAAUGUUGACGAUGGAGACCAGAGUCGGAACUGUCGAAACCAAAGUCCUCCGGGUUGACGAACGGGUUAGCAAGGCUGACGAUCGACUCGACCGCUUCGAUAGUCGGGUGGAAAAGGUCGCCAACCGAGCGGAAGACAUUGGCUCGCAGGUUGGCAAGGUCGAUAAAUUGGUUCGAGACAUCGAUACACGUGUAGGACAAGUCGACAAACGCAUAGGACAGGUGGACACCAAGGUCGUGCAAAUGGACGGCUGGGUUGCGCAGGCAGAAACCAAGUUUGACCAGCUCGGGAACCGUGUGGGAUACGUUGAGCGAUCUGGUACCACGUCUGGGAAGUCGGAAGGAAAAGGGAGCUAUUCCGAUGCUCAGGUCAGGGAGAUGGAAGCCCGCACGCGCGAGAUCGAACUUAAAGCCAAGGAGAUUGAAGGACAUGUCAAACGAUUCGAAGGCAGGGCGAAAGAUAUCGACUCCAAGACGGCCGACCUUGAUUCUAAGACCAGGGACAUUGACUCCAAGACCAAGGAGCUCGACGCCAAAUCUCGUGAACACGAUACCAAAUCCCGGGACUUUGAAUCUAAACUCCGCGAUAUCGAGGCCAAGUUCAAGGACGCUGCUGGCAGCUCAUGGUGGCGUGGCACUCGUGGAAGCAAUCAACAAGAGCAGCUUGCGAUCGGACCAGAGGCUAUGGACCAAAUCGUUCAGCGUGCCGUUCUAGCGACCACCAAGGAUACCGUUAUGCGUGCCGACUUUGCAUUGUACACUGGUGGCGGCCGCAUUAUUCCCGAGUACACCUCGCCCACGUUUAGCAUGGCUCCUGCGCCUGGUUGGCGACGUAUGUUAGGCAUCGGAACAGUACACGGGCGUUCGCCAGCAGUGGCUCUUGUCCCCGAUAUUAAUGUUGGUAACUGUUGGCCCUUUGCAGGGAGCCAAGGCCAGAUUGCUGUCCUCCUUAGCCGAAGCGUCAAAGUUGACGCUGUGACUAUCGACCACGCUUCGAAGGAAGUAGCAUACGAUCUCCGUGCUGCGCCAAGGAAAUUCGCGGUUUGGGGGUUGGUCGAAGGCGCGGACAAUCUCGAGAAAUUGGCCAAAUACCAGCAAGGGCUCGAGAAGCCGGCAAUUGACGGGCCCAUGAACGAGGCCCAGAGCGAAGAAGCUCCGCCCUUUAAACCAGCGAGAAUCCUUUUGGCCGAGUUUGAGUACGAUAUCAACGCCAAAACGCACAUUCAAACGUUCGAAGUUUCGGAACGCGUCAAACAAGCCGGAAUCGACGUCGGUGUCGUUGUCUUUCAGGUUCGAAGCUCUUGGGGAGACCCGAACUAUACCUGUUUGUACCGCGUCCGCGUACACGGAGAGGCUGUUGGGCCAAACGUCAGCGGUGCAUAG
Rhizoctonia solani is the source of this 3207-nucleotide messenger RNA. RefSeq names its product myosin-4. Gene Ontology annotation, biological process: nuclear envelope organization. Gene Ontology annotation, molecular function: protein-membrane adaptor activity. Bases 1 to 3207 code for a protein of 1068 amino acids. The transcript is spliced from 2 exons. NCBI's taxonomy places the organism in Eukaryota, Fungi, Basidiomycota, Agaricomycetes, Cantharellales, Ceratobasidiaceae. Gene Ontology annotation, cellular component: nuclear envelope; meiotic nuclear membrane microtubule tethering complex. The record is from RefSeq and is a predicted model, not a curated record.